Messenger RNA from Rotaria sordida, 816 nucleotides. The record is from the annotation of a GenBank genome assembly. NCBI's taxonomy places the organism in Eukaryota, Metazoa, Rotifera, Eurotatoria, Philodinida, Philodinidae.
AUGGGAUUGUUUCGAAAACUUAAAAAAUUUAUUUGUCUUCAUAUAGUAGAAGAUGAUAAUGUGUCAUUUCCAUCGAAUCAUAGACAUCAAAUAAGAGAUGAAGCUGCACCAUCGAAUAUUCAUUAUGGUCAAUUACCACGAAGUUUUGUUAAUGCAGUUGAUUCGGCUCGAGAAGAAUCUGGUUAUGAUCCUAUUCCAACUUUUCAUCGUAGACGGGCAAUAAGAAGUGAAGAAAAUCUCAGGGAUCAAAACUUCGAUGAUGAUUCUUCUUCACUUAAACAAAGUCGAUCAAAAUCUCAUAAACGAGCAUUUAAUCAUUCGACACAUGAUACUUCAUCUCAAUGUUCUCGCCAUCAUUCAGAUGGUAUUCCAGUGAAAUAUCGUCGACAACCUGUAUCAUCUGAAUUAUUACGACCUUCUAGUUCAACACCAUUUCUUUCUCAACAAUAUCCUGCAUCUUCUUCUUCUAAUAUGCAUCAUCAAUUUCAACAUCCACAACAUCCACAACAAGUUCAACAUCCACAACAUCCACAACAAUUUCAACAUCCACAACAUCCACAACAAUUUCAACAUCCGCAACAAUUUCAACAUCCACAGCAAUUUCAACAUCCACAACAAUUUCAACAUCCACAACAAUUUCAACAUCCGCAACAAUUUCAACACAUGGUCAGAUAUCCACAACGAAACAUGAGGAUGCCUUCUCACGCUCAAUUUUUUCCUCAAGUUCAACAAUCAUUUCAUCCAUUGGUGCAUCCUAAUGCAAAUAUGCAAGCUGGAUUUAUGAGACCACAACAACCAAUAUAUCCAUUCCAUUGA